Dromaius novaehollandiae (emu) is the source of this 942-nucleotide messenger RNA. RefSeq names its product adenosine receptor A3-like. Gene Ontology annotation, cellular component: dendrite; plasma membrane; synapse. The transcript is spliced from 2 exons. Gene Ontology annotation, biological process: G protein-coupled adenosine receptor signaling pathway. Lineage: Eukaryota; Metazoa; Chordata; Aves; Casuariiformes; Dromaiidae. The record is from RefSeq and is a predicted model, not a curated record. Bases 1 to 942 code for a protein of 313 amino acids. Gene Ontology annotation, molecular function: G protein-coupled adenosine receptor activity.
AUGCCCAACAGCAGCGUGGUGCUGAGCAGCCUGGAUGGGAUCUACAUUGGUACCGAGUCCUUGAUCGCUUUGUUUGCCACUUUGGGUAACAUCCUGGUGAUCUGGGUGGUGAAGCUGAACCCGGCUUUUCGGAACACCACUCUGUACUUCAUCGGUUCCCUGGCCCUGGCCGACAUCGCGGUCGGCAUCCUCGUCAUGCCCCUGGCCAUCGUGGUGAGCCUGGGGAUCAGCAUCCACUUCUACACCUGCCUGUUCUUGUGCUGUCUAAUGGUGAUUUUUACCAACGCGUCCAUCCUGUCCCUCCUGGCCAUCGCAGUCGACAGGUACCUGAGAGUGAAGCUGCCCACCAGAUAUAAAAUAAUCACUACAGAGAGAAGAAUUUUGUUGGCACUGGGUUUGUGCUGGUCUUUGUCUGUGCUGGCAGGAUUAGUCCCCAUGUUUGGAUGGAACAGGAGAGCACUCAGAAACUCAGACCUGCUCAAGUGUCGAUUUGUCUCUGUGAUGAGGAUGGAUUACAUGGUGUAUUUUGGCUUCUUCACAUGGACCCUUGUCCCUCUGACCAUCAUGUGUGCUCUGUAUGCUGAAAUCUUUUAUAUCAUUCGGACAAAGCUUAGUCAAGGUACAACCAACGUGAAAGUGGCACGAGCAUUUUAUGGGCAGGAGUUCAAGACAGCCAAAUCUUUAGCCCUUGUUCUCUUCCUGUUUGCAAUAUCCUGGUUGCCCCUAUGCAUUAUAAACUGCAUUUCCUAUUUUUACCCCAAAUUGCAGAUCCCCCAGUAUUUGAUGUACUUGGGAAUCCUGUUGUCCCAUGCCAAUUCUGCCAUGAAUCCCAUUGUCUAUGCUUGCAAGAUAAAGAAGUUCAAAAACACAUACCUUUUAAUUUUAAAGACUCAUAUGCUGUGCAAAAAAACAGUUGUUCUUACAGAGCAAACUACAGACUAA